CUAAAUCAGAUAAAAAAUAAAUGAAAAUGGCUGAUGAUCUGAGUGAGAGGCUGAUUAAUAAUGGAGAGGAUCAAGAAGAGAAAUUGAUAGACAUAAUAUUAAAUGAAAACAAGAAAUUAUGGGUAGUAGCAGGUCCAGCAAUAUUUACAAGAUUUUCAACAUUUGGAGUUAAUAUAAUAAGCUUAGCUUUUAUUGGUCAUAUUGGAGCCACUGAACUUGCUGCUUAUUCACUGGUUUUGACUGUUCUCAUCAGAUUUUGCAAUGGCAUCCUUUUAGGUAUGGCAAGUGCACUAGAGACACUAUGUGGGCAAUCAUAUGGAGCAAAACAAUACCAAAUGCUUGGCUUACAUAUUCAAAGAUCAUGGAUUGUCCUAAUAAUUACCACAACACUUUUACUCCCUAUAUUUCUAUUUACAACUCCAAUUUUGAAAGCAUUAGGCCAACAAGAUGACAUUGCACAAGUGGCUGGAAUAGUUUCAUUUUGGUUAAUCCCAGUGUUAUAUGCCUAUGUUGUGUCCUUCACUUGCCAAAUGUACCUUCAAGCACAAAGCAAGAACAUGAUUAUUGCAUACUUAGCUGCAAUUACACUAAUAAUCCAUGUUUUUUUGUCUUGGCUUUUGACAAUCAAGUUUAAGUUUGGGCUAUCUGGUGCUAUGGUAUCAACAAUUUUGGCCUUUUGGAUACCUAAUAUUGGCCAAUUGGUAUUUAUUAUGGGUGGAUGGUGCAAAGAUACUUGGACUGGUUUUACAUUCUUGGCUUUCAAGGAUUUGUGGCCUGCUGUCAAGCUUUCUCUGUCAUCUGGUGUCAUGCUUUGUGUGGAGCUCUGGUACAACAGUAUACUGGUUCUACUUACUGGAAACUUCAAAAAUGCUAAGAUUCAAAUUGAUGCCCUUUCUAUAUGCCUUAACAUCAAUGGUUGGGAAAUGAUGAUAGCUCUUGGCUUCAUGAAUGCAGCAUGUGUACGAGUAGCAAAUGAGUUGGGAAGAGGAAGUUCCAAGGCAGCAAAAUUCUCAAUAAUGACAAUAGUCUUAAUAUCUUCUACCAUUGGUUUCAUCCUAUUUUUAUUCUUCUUCUUCCUAAGGGGACAUUUGGCUUAUGUUUUCACAAAAAAUGAAGAUGUAGUUGAGGCAGUAGAUUAUUUAUCACCUCUCUUGGCUUUUUCAAUUCUAUUGAACAGUGUUCAACCUGUACUUUCUGGUGUGGCUAUUGGAGCUGGAUGGCAAAGCAUUGUGGCGUAUGUUAAUAUUGGAUGCUAUUACUUGGUUGGAAUUCCUAUUGGAGUAAUCCUUGGUUUUGUUCUGCAAUUGCAAGUUAGAAUAUUGGUACUAAAACUUGAAGGGGAGUCUUGGAGUAACUGGUAAAGUUGUUGUCAUGUGAUCAGAAGGUCACGGGUUCAAGCCUUGAAAACAGCCUCUAAUAGAAAUGCAAGGUAAGGCUGCGUACUAUACACCCUUGUGGUGGGGCCCUUUUCCGGACACCGCGCAUUGUCGUAGCUUUAAUGCACCGGGCUGCCUUUUUUAUAUUGGUACUAAAAUUUACUGUUAUUGAACACCUGAUAUUAAUCGGAAAGGUUGAACCUAACUUAGAAAAUUAUUAUUUUCAUGAUCAAAUGGUGCCUAAGCCUUGAAAGUGAACGCCCGCCCAAUUUCUCUCUAGUUAGUCUAGGAAGUAAGUCGAUUGCAUGCCUCUUUUCCUUUGAUUAAUAAAAUGCCCAUCACGGCCACCAAAUUUUUUAUCAACCAAAAAGAAAAAAAGAAGAAGAAAAGAUUGACUGAAGAGUAUAUAUUAUGAUCGUCUUGAUUUGAUUGAAUAUGAAAUUUAAGAAUACAUAGAGGAAUUCUGAAUUUUGUGUUUUAAAACUAGAAGUGAGCAUAACAUAUAAAAAAUAUUUUUUGAUUCUUCUGAUUUUAAACAUGUCAUAAUAUUCCUCUAAAAGGGAAGUGUCAUUAAAGGUUAAAAAAGCUGAAAUAAGGAACGUACUAAAUAUAGAACUAUGGCGUUUUUUCGAUGAUCUAAAAAGUAAAGUAACUCUAAAUUGAAAAAGAAAAAGGAGUAACUCAAAAUUGCUAUUCCUUCCAUUCUGUUUGUGUCAUAACUAGGAAAUAGGCCUACGCUUUGCCCGAUGAUGAAAAGCAUAUUCAUGAUUGAUCUUAUAAAUAAUUAUGGCCAAACCCAUGGUGGCCCUCUGAACUUGAUACGAACUUUCACUUAGGCACCUCAAGUGAACGUUGUUCACUUUUGACACCUCAAGUAGCCAUAAAGUGUCACUUUGACACUUUUUGCUGAUUGAGCAAAGAGAGUGUAUUACACUCAUGGUUUGGUGCGUGGUAGCUGUAUUUUCGCUCAUUUAUUAUUUAAUUUUACCAUCUUCUCCUAUUUUUUUAUCCAAAUAAUUUUUAAAUAAAAAAUAUUCAAACACCUUCAUUCACCCCUCCCCCCCCAAAACCCAUCUUCUCCAAACACUCCCACCCACUUACCAAAAUCAUCUUCUCCAAAUACCAAGCGCCCACCCACUCAUCCAAUCAAAUCUCCUUCUUCUCCAAAUACCCCAGCGUCCCCACCCUCACCAAACCUAUGAAUCAAUAUCCAAAACACCCCAAGUAUACAUAAUCCUCCGCAUCUAUUUUAUGGAGAUGCAAAUUUUGUGUUAAAUAUUAUUUUUUUCACCCCAUCUCUCUUGCUCAUCGGUUUUAACACAUCUCCAGACAUGUAAGAAGCUCAAUCAAAUUGAGCUUUCAGAUUCUGAGAUUUAUGCUUAAAAAAAAUUCAGAUUCUGAGAUUUAUGCUCAAUAAAAUUGACUUUAGUUCAAAAAAAUUGAGUUACUAAUUCAAAAACAAAGAGUAAAAUAUUGUAUUAACAUGAUAAUUAACUCUUCAAGAAUCUGAAAAAUUCUACCUCCAUUGAUGAUGACAGUUUCAAUGAUAAUUGCUUCGGUGGUUGAGUUUAGUGAUUGUGAUACUAUGGUGGUAAUGAAAAUUUGAUAGUGGGUGUGGAAGAAAAAUCUAUGAAUAGAAAAAGGGAAAAGAAAAUGUUGGGGGUGGGGGUGGCGGGCGUUGGUGGAUUGAAGAGGACAAAUGGAAGGGGUGAGUGGGUGGGGGUAGGGUGGUGGCAAGCGAUUUAGGGGGUGGGGUGGGUUGAGGAAGAUGAUAUGGGGUGGGUUGGGGUGGUUAGGAAGAUGAUAUAAGGUGGGGUGGUGGUGGUGGUGAGGUUAUUAAUAUUUUUAUUUAAAUUAAUUAUAUAAAAAUUAUUUUUAUAAAAAUGACAAAUGUCUUUUUAUAAUUGGUCCCUUUCCAUGUGUUUUAAUCUCUUUUUUCAAUAAAAAAAAUUAUUAUAGGUGUAUAUAGUGAUGUGACAAUUUAAAUGAGUUGGCACAAAUUAAUUAGCCGUUUUUCCCACGCUGGCAGUGAGUGAGACACACUCACUGGUGCUGAUGUCGAAAGUUGUAAAAGUGACAUACUUUAUGGCUACUUGAGGUGUCAAAAGUGAACAACAUCAACUUGAGGUGCCUAAGUGAAAGUUCGUGCCAAGUUUAGAGGGCCACCGAUGGGUUUGGCCAAUAAUUAUCUUCUCUAUUAUUAUUAUUAUUAUUAAAUAUUUGUGAGAUUAUUAUUAUUAUUAUUAUUAUUAUUAUUAUUAUUAAAUAUUUGUGAGAUUAUAAAAAUUUCAACUUCAAUACAUGAUAUAUAUUAUGUCCUAGACUUUUAUUUAAUUCAUAUUUGAUUCACUUUUUAAGAAUAUUAACAUAAAAAAGUUCACCUCAUUUUUGAAAGUGAAAUUAUUGCCGUGUACAAUAUAUAUGUUUUUGUCUUUCAACACUUACCUAAAAGAACAUUAAGUGAUUUUAGGAGUUGAUGAAUCACACUUCUUCGAAACGAAAUCCUUGACAUAUUACAAAUUUACAUUCAUUUUUUAAUAGUUUUGUUAAAUACAUAACUAAAUAACAUGAUUAUCGUAUGUUAAAUUAUUCAAGCUCGAUUUGCUCUUCUCAGUUAUUAUACCCAAAAGUAAGAUGAUAUGCAUAUUCAAGAAUCAAUCUAUAAAUCUACAAAACAAAUUUUGUCAUCUAAGCAACAAUAAAAAUAUUAGAUUCAUAUUAUGGAAUGAUAAGAAAUAUUAGGUUCUUACUAUAUAUUGCAUGAGAAUUUUUAAAGUUGCUCUUUAUUUGUUAGUUUGAAGAUGAUAAACCCUAAACAUACAUUUGUAUCCUCAGUUUCUUUAGCGUCUUUCCACGCCGAACAUUUAAAUUUCCACUAAAUAUUAUUAUUAGGAACUAAAUAUACGUAUUUGUUAUAUUUUAUAUCAUAUCUAGCACGAAAUUUUAUUAGAACAAUUUUUUUCCAUCUUCAUACUUAAUUCUCUCUCUUUAUGUUUGUUUUGUAUAAUUAUUUUCUUUCUUUUUCAAUUAUACAUUUAUUGAAUGAGAAUUUCUUCUUCUUUUUUUGAGAUAAUUAUAAGAGAAUAGAGAUAUACAAUUAAUACUUAGAUAGGUCGGAUGAAAGCUAUAGAGGUAAUGUAAUUAAAAUUAUUGUGACAACAUGAGGUUUUGAUCUUUUGUCUUUUUAUCUUUUAUCUUUGAUAUAUAUCAAUACAUAUUAA
Messenger RNA from Capsicum annuum, 4597 nucleotides. Its product is annotated as protein DETOXIFICATION 21. Gene Ontology annotation, cellular component: membrane. The record is from RefSeq and is a predicted model, not a curated record. The transcript is spliced from 8 exons. Gene Ontology annotation, molecular function: xenobiotic transmembrane transporter activity; antiporter activity. The coding region runs from base 21 to 1361 and encodes 446 amino acids. Gene Ontology annotation, biological process: xenobiotic detoxification by transmembrane export across the plasma membrane. NCBI's taxonomy places the organism in Eukaryota, Viridiplantae, Streptophyta, Magnoliopsida, Solanales, Solanaceae.